AUGGUCGCAUCUGUCAAAGCCCUGAAAGACAAUGGUAUGGUCUCGAAAGCUCGCCGCCAAUCACAAGUCGAGGCUCAAGGUACUGAUACAGGGACAUCAGGCGUGGGCUCUGCUGAUGAGCGAAUAAGGGGUGAUCUGCGCCGCGAACUUGCAAAGCUCAAGGAGGAUUACAGCAAGCUCAAAACAGACAGCGAAAAGGAAAUCGAGGAUCUGAAAAAGCAGGUAUCGGAGAAGGACAAGAUGAUCAAGAAGUUUGAAAUGUUUAUCGACCUAUGCAAUCAGCGUGUCAUGGUCCAGCGGGAGCUUCUAAACGAUGGCAAUGAAGGUGGAAGCGCUGCCGUCAACAGUUCUGUUUGACAUGUUUUUUCAUGAUGACUCCCUGAAUAUUUGUGUUUUAUAGCUUUGUUUUCACUUUUAUCUCCUGUCGAUUGGGCAGUUAUGAAGCUAGGCGUCGGUGGAAUUUCAUCUUGUUGUGACUUCAGGGUAGCAAUAGUAGGUCGAGGUUGAUCCGGUAUACCUUAUCUACUAAGAUGUCGGAUGAGUUGUCCGUCAAACAUGGG
Messenger RNA from Pyricularia oryzae 70-15, 560 nucleotides. RefSeq lists its product as uncharacterized. Lineage: Eukaryota; Fungi; Ascomycota; Sordariomycetes; Magnaporthales; Pyriculariaceae. The record is from RefSeq and is a predicted model, not a curated record. The transcript has 2 exons. The coding region runs from base 1 to 357 and encodes 118 amino acids.